AAACAAUAAAGAAAUUUAAUUUUUUUAAUCUAAAUUUUAUUUCUUCUUAAAAGUGUCAGGAAGUGGCCAAGUAUAAAUGUCGGACUUGACCACUAGAUCGGAUGAUGUGGCCUUGGAGUUAUCAACACUCAUAGAUGAAAUGUCAGCUUUUGAUUGCAGAAAAAUGGUAAAGCCUCUACGAGAUAAAAAGAAAACCGUACCUCUGUCCUACAGCCGAGUUUUGAAGACGGAUAUUCCAAAAGGAUCCGAAAAACAGAAAAGUAAUGUCAUUGAUCCAAAUACACUUGAUAUUAUAUCCGGAUUGGAUAUCUACAAUCAGCAGUUUCAGACUGUAGAUAUGGAGUUCAUAGAUAUGAUAACGUGGUAUUACCCUGAACUUGACAAGCAGAUAGAGACAAGAAAAGUAACCGGCGAUGAUGACUACGACGAAGAAACAGUGAAAGGCGUAAAGGAAACUGUAGAAGACCUUUUAACUGAGAUAGAAGAAGAAACUCCGUUAAUGGAAGAUGUAUCUGUGAUGACGACCUGUCCAUCUUUUUGUUUUAAUUUAGCAGAGUCAUCAGAGAUCGAAAGCGGUGGAACAGAAGAAGAAAGAAGAGAGGUAAUAUCGAUCCUUUUGGAACCAAAGCCUAGCUCAUCUUUUGAUACCGGAGUAAUACUGAAGGCUACUCUAGCUGAGUCUAAAGAAGAUUCAUAUUUGAAAGAACUUUUACGAUCUUCAAUUUCAGACUUCAAAGGAAAGGAGAGUGAUGAUGCAAUUGAUAGUCUAGAAGAAAUUAAGUUCUCUGAAAGUGAUGAUAUUCUUGAUUUGGAGAUACCUGAAGAAGGCAUUUCAGAAAUUAAACAUGAAUCUGAUUUGAUGCACAACAGGAAGGAAUGCUUCUGCCAGAGCAACGAAACACCAUGAAUCCUACUACCUUAAACUAAAUUUUAAGACUUUUGUUUCAUUCUCCCCAUCCCUCAAUGCCCUGUAAAUGCCUCAGAAUCAGAUCAUUUGUAGGUGCAUAAAUAAAUAUAUAUUAAACAUAAAACUGAAAAUGAAUAUAAAAAUAAAUAUAUAAAUCAAUUUAAAACUGUCAUGUAUGUCAUCUAUAAAAUGUCACAUGAAGUUUCUAUGCAACUCUGAUGUCAUCAUCAUAACUAUAGAGCUUUUAAUUUCAAUGCACUUAUUCCACUACAUAUCAUUCUAACUCCUAUUGAUAUCUUUUUCAAUUAGAUUAGCAACAAUUGAUACAUUUGAAAGUCAAAGGCAAUUUCUUCAAUGCUGGUUUCUUUUUGGUAAAUGUUAACUGAUCUAUUAUAUACUCUGAUUUUUAAAAAGUGAUGAUUAAUUUAAAAAAAAAGUAGGGAAACAAAAAAAAAAAAAAAAAAAAAAAAAAAAAA
Stegodyphus dumicola is the source of this 1383-nucleotide messenger RNA. RefSeq lists its product as uncharacterized. The record is from RefSeq and is a predicted model, not a curated record. Lineage: Eukaryota; Metazoa; Arthropoda; Arachnida; Araneae; Eresidae.